Messenger RNA from Pyricularia grisea, 2397 nucleotides. RefSeq lists its product as uncharacterized. The coding region runs from base 1 to 2397 and encodes 798 amino acids. NCBI's taxonomy places the organism in Eukaryota, Fungi, Ascomycota, Sordariomycetes, Magnaporthales, Pyriculariaceae. The transcript has a single exon. The record is from RefSeq and is a predicted model, not a curated record.
AUGGCAACAUCUCAAAACGAGCAAUGGUUUCUCAAAUCGAAAAAGCCAGUGUCCCUGCCUAAACAUCAAGCGCUCGACUUGUCCGACAAGGACUUUGAUGUCUUUGUCAAAAGCACUGUCGUCAUCGGUGAAACUUCCAACAAUGGUGCAGUUGACGUCGAGUCUUGCGCAAAUAAGGACGAUGUAAUGACCCAAACCACAGAGGCAAGCGUCAGUGACAUUCUGACGCCACCCUCGACCACCGAAGAUGUUCGUGAGGUCUUGAGCGGCAUUGACCUCAACAUUCAUCACGAUGGCAAAGAUCAAGCUGAGGAUGGACCGGUGGUCGAUAUGGAAAACAAGAUGUUCACAGAGAAUUCAGACGUGGCAUAUAGAUCUACCAAAAACGCUCUGGUUGAUCUCUUCGCCGAGUUGGAAGAUGUUGUUUCAGGACCGCGUCUAAUUGAGCUGCUCAACCUUGCCUGGGACUGCGACCCUGAUGCCACUCUCAAGAUCAUCUUCAAUGCUCGGUCCAUCCACUUGGGUAAAAGCUCCCGCCACACAUUUUACAGGUGCGCGGGAUGGCUGUUCCAGAAACACCCAGCUACCCUAAUCACCAACCUGCGCUGGCUGAGCCGACCAGUCAUUCAGAAGAAGGUAGAGGAGAAAGAGGGCGAGGAUUCCGACAAAGCAGUCUUUGUGGAAGUCGCCGAGGUUGACGAGAACGACCCUGCGCACUACGACGUCAGGAAUGGGGUGUCGCAUGGCUACUGGAAGGACUUGGUCAAUAUUCUUGCCCUCGCGGUCAACGGCAAGCUUGACCCUCUGGCAGAUCCAAAGGAUGUUCUCAACGUGCACCAAGGCAAAGAUGAUUGGAUCAGCAGACUCACCCAGAAAGAAGCCAAGGAGAAGCGACGUGCAACUUCGGACUCUCGACACAAGAUGGCCGUCGAAAAGUUCGAGAAUGACCCAAACUAUCGAGCUCUACACUUGACUGUUGCCAGGCUAUUUGCUGAGCAGCUCAAGAUUGACCUUGGGCGCCUUCGAGAUGACAAGCCACAGGCUAAGCGAAACAUCUCGCUUUGUGCCAAGUGGGCACCCACUGCUGCACAGUUUCAUGACAAGCACACAUACAUCACCUCGACGAUUGCUGAGACUCUCGACCAUUCAUCAGCUGCAGAUCAAGCCACCAAGGAUCGCGAACGUUUUAUUCGCCACGUCCGUGAGUGUUACCGGAAGGAUGUUUCUGCCCUUCGCAAAGAGCUGGAAGUGGUUGAGCGGGACAUGUCGGCAAACACGUUUGAGAACAUCCACUACAGUCGUGUGCCCUCCAUUGCCAUGAAAAACUAUACCCCAAUCUUUGUCAAGAAGGACGAGAAGCGCUUCGAUGAGUACAUUACCAAGGUGGCAGAAGGGUCAGCCAACAUCUCCGGCGCCGUCUUGUCCCCCAGUGUACUAGUCAAGAGCGUCCAGCGUGGAUUUAGCUUGACUGCCGGCCGUGGAGGGAAGAACGAUCUGGUGGAGGAGAAGAUUGCAGAGAUGCAGGUGAAAGUGGCAGAUGGUCAGUGGAAGACGCUCGUGCAGAGGAUCCGGGACAGCGGCACGCUCGAAAACAGUAUCGCCGUCUGCGACGUCAGCGGAAGCAUGUCGCAUCCUACAUUCAAGGACAAGACUUGCCCUAUGGACUCGGCCAUUGGUUUAUCGCUGCUCGUUGCUGAAGUGUGCAAACCUCCAUUCGGCGGCACUUUCAUAACAUUCAGCACAGACCCAUCUAUUCAGUCUGUAGAUCUUAAGGCCUCGCUUUCUCAAAAGGUUGCGGCCAUGAAGCGAGCCGACUGGGGCAUGAGCACCGACUUUGCCGCCGUGUUUGAGAAGCUUGUCCUGCCCAUGGCGUUGAAGCACAGGAUAAAGCCAGAAGACAUGGUGAAGAGGGUGUUUGUUUUUUCGGACAUGCAUUUUGACCAGGCUGAAUGGACGAAAUGCGAAUACAAUGACGACGGGACGUUAAAGGAGGAUGACACCAAGGCCACUGCGUGGUCCACAAGCUACGAGCGGAUUCAAAACGCCUAUCGCGCCGCCGGCUACGAGAUGCCCGAGCUUGUGUUUUGGAAUCUAGCGGGCGGCAGGGCGGGGCUAACGGGCCACGGCGACCCGACAGCACCCAAACCGGUUACCGCGGCCAUGGAGGGCACGGCGUUGGUCAGCGGCUACAGCCAGGGGAUGCUCAAGGUGUUUCUGGAUGGUGGUGGUUUCGAGGAUCCUGAAGAUGAGGACGAGGAUCUGAUGGAGGUCGUGAAGGGCGAGGAUGGAGAGGAGGUAGACGUACAAGAGAACAAGAGGCGCAGGAAGGAUCCGUUUGACACUGUACGUAAGGCCAUCAGCCACCAAGCGUAUUCGAUGUUGAAAGUUGUGGAUUAA